AGGCAAAAGGGAAAGAAACAUUAAUGAGCAUCAGGAUCAGCAUCCGAUUGUCCAGAUGACUACUGCGUUCCAGUGUUCACGUCUAUUGUGCAGGCUAUGUUAUAUCCGCCGGUUAGUUUCUCCCAGGGCAGCGGAGUGAAGAGGAGGGGCUGAGCUGUGCUGCACCGUUGGAGCUACUCACCUCUGACUGAAUCCCAUCUCCACCUUUCAUCUCGCAACUUGUCCCGCGUGAGGAUGGAUGCGUUUCCCGGCGGUCGGACCCGGUAAAGUGUCAGAAGAAUGCGGUGGGGCGGAGGAACCGUCAGUAACUGGAGUGUCUUUGGGCGUCGGUGAUGUUUUCUAUUGGUGACUGCAGAAAUUUCCAACGUGUCGGCGAGUCGACAGACCACUGCUCACUGGUGCGCUCUUGGAGAGGAAGAACGGACAUGUGAAUGAGAAUGAUUUCCUUCAAGCGGCUGAUAUAAACUGCUUCGGUUGUUUUAGUUCACUAACUUGAAACAGCAAAUUGCCACAAAGUCUCACAAGUGAAAACAGGACUGAUUGAUUAAUUGAUUGUUGUUUUUUUCGCUUGAGGAGGAAUUCAUGCGCCGAUAGCUCACGGGGCCAAUAUGCCAGAAUGGGUCCUCUACAGUAUUUAUUUCUCUGUGGACUUCUGUACACCCAAACCGACGGGUCUCGUCUUCGCCAGGAAGACUUCCCUCCCCGCAUCGUGGAGCACCCCUCUGACCUCAUUGUGUCCAAAGGGGAACCAGCCACUCUCAACUGUAAGGCAGAGGGCCGUCCAACCCCCACCGUGGAAUGGUACAAAGAUGGGGAGCGUGUUGAGACGGACCGCGACAACCCCCGCUCCCACCGUAUGCUGCUGCCCAGCGGGUCCCUCUUCUUCCUACGCAUCGUCCACGGGCGACGGAGCAAGCCCGAUGAUGGCAGCUACGUGUGCGUGGCCCGAAACUAUCUGGGAGAGGCCGUAAGCCGGAACGCAUCUCUAGAAGUAGCAUUGUUACGCGAUGACUUCAGACAGAACCCACAGGACGCAGUGGUGGCGGUCGGGGAGGCUGCAAGUCUGGAGUGUCAGCCUCCACGCGGCCAUCCUGAACCCACCACCUUCUGGAGGAAAGAUAAGGCUCGUCUCGACCUGAAAGAUGACAGGGUCACGGUACGUGGGGGGAAGCUGACCAUCUCCAAUACCAAGAAGAGCGAUGCAGGGAUUUAUGUGUGUGUGGCGGCCAACAUGGUCGGGGAGAGAGAGAGUGAAAAAGCUCAGCUCUCAGUGUUUGAACGACCAGUGUUCGCGCAGCGGCCUGUGAACCAGGUGGUCUUAGUUGAUGAGAGCGUGGAGUUCAGGUGUCAGGUCCACGGUGACCCCCCGCCUACACUGCGCUGGAAGAAAGAGGACGUGGAGAUUCCCCGCGGCAGGUAUGACAUCGGAUAUGAAAAAGAGGAUUUCCUGCUGAAGAUUAAAAAAGCGUCAGUCAGUGAUCAGGGAACCUUCACCUGUCUGGCAGAGAACCGUGUGGGUAAAGUGGAGGCCUCUGCCUACCUGACCAUCAGAGCUCGCCCCGUUGAGGCACCCCAGUUUGUGGUGCGACCCCGUGACCAGAUUGUGGCUCAAGGACGAACAGCUACCUUUCCCUGCGAGACCAGGGGCAAACCUCAGCCCACUGUGUUCUGGCAACGAGAGGGCAGCCAGGAUCUUCUGUUUCCCAACCAGCCGACACAGGGAGACAGCCGCGUGUUUGUGUCCGUGAACGGAGAGCUGACCAUCUCAUCUGUGCAACGCUCUGAUGCAGGGUAUUACAUCUGCCAGGCCCUCACUGUAGCGGGCAGCAUCAUGGCCAAGGCGCAGCUGGAGGUAUCAGACGCCCUGAAGGACCGCCCACCACCCAUCAUCCGGCAGGGCCCAUCCAACCAAACACAGGCGCUGGGAGGUGUGACCCUUCUCAGGUGUCAGGCAUCUGGGGAGCCAGAGCCCACGGUCUCCUGGAGAAAGAACGGGGCCAGUCUGCUCGGAAAGGACCCGCGGUUUUCCCUGCUCGACCACGGAAGCCUUCAGAUCCAGAGCACCAGGAUGUCUGAUUCUGGGCUGUACACCUGUGUAGCCACCAGCUCCAGUGGAGAAACAUCGUGGAGUGCCUUCUUGGAUGUCAGAGACUCCACUGAGCUCGUAGACUUCAUGUCGCACAAUGCUACGGCCCUCCCAGGGCCGCCCUCCAAGCCAGAGGUCACUAAUGUUACCAAGAGCAGUAUCUCGUUGUCAUGGGAACCGGGGCCAGAGGCGGGCUCCCCAGUGUCCUCCUAUGUCAUUGAGGCCUUUGGUCAGUCAGUGAGUAACAGCUGGCAGACAGUGGCAGACCACGUGAAGACCACCGAGUACACGGUCAAGGACCUACGACCCAAUACGGUCUACCUUUUCAUCAUCAGGGCCGUCAAUGCUCAGGGGCUCGGGGACCCCAGCCCCAUGUCUGAGCCUGUCCGGACACAAGACAUUAGUCCCACAGCACAGGGGGUGGACCACCGUCGUGUGCAGAAGGAGCUGGGGGAUGUGGUGGUCAGCAUGCACAACCCUGUGGUCCUGAGCUCCACUUCAGUGCAGGUCACAUGGACUGUGGAGAAUCCAUCCCAGUUUAUUCAAGGCUACCGUGUUCUUUACCGACAAACGUCAGGACUGCCCUCCCCAGGGCCUUGGCAGAUACAGGACUUGAAGGUUGCCUCAGAGAGGGACAUAACUCUCUCUGGUCUGAAGAAAGGCAUCGUCUAUGAGAUUAAAGUGCGGCCAUACUUCAACGAGUUCCAGGGUGCAGACAGUGAAUCCAUGACAGCGCGCACCAUGGAGGAAGCACCCAGUGCGCCUCCGCAGCAAGUGACAGUGUUGACGGUGGGGAGCCAUAACAGCACGUCCAUCAGUGUGUCAUGGGACCCUCCUCCCUCCGACCAACAGAACGGCAUCAUCCAGGAGUACAAGAUCUGGUGUUUGGCCAACGAAACGCGGUUUCAUGUCAAUAAGUCUGUGGAUGCAACCAUCCGUUCAGUGGUUGUCGGGGGUCUGCAGACUGGAGUGCAGUACCGCGUGGAGGUGGCUGCGGGCACCAGCGCAGGGGUGGGGGUCAAGAGCAAACCCCAGCUCAUCAUGUUGGGUGCAGAACUGAGGGACGUAAUGACGGGAUCAGAGGGCAACAAUAGCAUCUCAGACGUAGUGAAGCAGCCGGCCUUCAUUGCUGGUUUGGGGGGGGCCUGCUGGAUUGUCCUCAUGGGCUUCAGUGCCUGGCUUUACUGGAGGAGAAAAAAGAGGAAGGGACUCAGCAACUAUGCAGUUCAGUCCUUCACCUUUACUCGUGCAGUUACGUUCCAAAGAGACCGAGGCCUGAUCAGAAAUGGAAGCCGCCCGGGGCUGUUGAAAACAGGUGACCCAGGCCUCCCCUGGCUGGCUGAUUCGUGGCCCUCCACGAGCCUCCCGGCUAACAGAGACUUAGGAAGUCCGAAGGGUGGCAACAACUUUGGCCGAGGAGAUGUUUUACCGUCGGCAGCGGUGGAGAAGACGGGCACCAUGCUGUCUGAUGGUGCCAUCUAUAGCAGUAUUGACUUCAUGGGGAAAGCAGGCUACAGCAGCCCAGCACGAGGCACUCAGCCCACCCCCUACGCCACCACUCAGAUACUCCAGUCCAACAGUUUCCACGAGCUGGCUGUGGACAGGCCAGAUCCCCGCUGGAAGGCUUCUCUCCAAGCCCAGCAGGAAAUAGCAAACCUGGGCUACUCGCUAACUGACAGACGCCCUGGCAGUGGUGCAAAGGUUGGGAAGAAAAAGAAGGUGAAGGGUGGAACGAAGACCUCUAAAUCAAAUGGGACAUGUUGGGCUAACAUACCCCUGCCUCCACCACCCAUGCACCCACUCCCUGGUACAGAGGUUGACCUUGACCGUUACCCCCAGGAAAACCACGGAGGAGGAUAUGACAGCAACAGCUGGGCACCACCCAUGUCUGUCCAGACCUACCACCACCAGAAUUUGGACAAUGAGGUAGAGGACGAGAGAGGUCCCACUCCUCCCCUGAGAGGAAGAUCAUCCUCUCCGGCAGCAGCUCCCUUCAGCCAGCCCUCAUCCUCCUCUCUCAGCUCUGCCCACCACGAGGAAAUGCAGUCCAUUCUGCAGGCCCACUUGGAUGAGCUGACCAGAGCUUACCAAUAUGAGGUGGCCAAGCAGGCAUGGCACAUGAAGAGCAGUCCAAACGUAACCAAGACCCCCAUCCCUCCAAUGGACUUCAUGUCCAGCACACUGGGCUCUGAUCUGGGAGCCACUCUCCUUUCUGAAGACGACGAGGAUGAGGAGGAGGAUGAAAGAUACGCUGUGGUGUCAAAGAAUUUGUGUGGCUUUGAAUACACUCCUGGUCACAGCGUGGAUAACCUUGAAAGCUCAGGUAAAACCUCCCAGCAGUGUCGCUCCGACAGCUCGGGCAUGGCAGACCACGGUGCACAGGGCACACAUAGCCUUGGCCACAGGAGGGCACCACAUACUGGCCUCAAGCCUCAGACGGAUAAGGUUGGGACUCUGCCCAGGGGAAGAGACACCAACACAGACACCCACACACCGGCCAUGAAGUCCCUGCACAGCGUGGGCUCCCGCAUGCACAGCUCGUGGGCAGCUGCAGGCUCAGACCCCUCUGAGGAGUGCAUGGUGACCGUGUCGACGCUGGAGCGGCAGCAUAUGGCUUCCUGGAGCGGCACAACAACAUCCAACAGGGCCACCCUGAGUAGGGGUUCCCACAAGAGACCUGGCACAGAUCCCUCCCACAACGGGCAUCCUCCCACAAACAGCACAGAGAAGAGGGAACACUAGUCUUUGUGAAGCAUCGUUCCCUGCAGUUGCUGCCUGUCCCAGGACACCUUGUUUAUAAGCGCUAUGAGAUUUUCUCUCUGCGAGUGACACAGAAUGAUGUUGGGAAGAUGGAGAGGAGACAGAAUGAAGACAAAGACACAGAGUACGAAAUAAAAUGCAGAGCUGUAAAUGUCAUGUACAGACACAGACACCAGUCUCACAUUGUUUUUUUUUUCAUCCCCUCUUCUCUAAAAGAGUAAACAGUAUGUUAAAUGUCCGCUUCUAUUUUCUGUCACAUGGUGUACAACAGUUCACACAGUGGUGAUGAAGAAGAAAAUCACAGAAUGACUAAAAUGAAAAAGGACUUGCAUAAUUUGUAAAUAUAUUUUUUAAUGUUUUUCUCUUUAUUUUGCUUUGCUAUGCAAGCCAAACCUAAUGUCGUCUCUUUGUGUUUUAUUACUGUGAAUCAUUUUUCAUUAAUGCUCAAACUGUUAGCUUAUUUUGAUGAAGCUACUGUAUCGUUGUACUUUGCACAGAGCGUUUUGGUGAAAAUAAGCACAAACCCAUUGUCAGCUGAGCUGAGGAGAAGAAUCAUAAUGGCAAAGAGGGAUGUCUAUGUUAAACAGAACCUAAACAGAAGAUAUAUACUUGGCUGUGCUGUAAUUGUUUUGAGAAAUACUCAUAUAUGGAGAGGUACAGUUGAGGGCAAACCUUUGCAUCGCCUUACUUUGAAAAGACAAAAAGAGUUAAACAAAGAAAUUUGUUUUCAUCAACACCAUAUGUAACGCAUGUUCAGUCGGCACAAAUAUUCCUUCAUCCUCAAAAAUAACAAAAAUGUUCAAAGAGUGUAAAGAAGAAUGUGAAAGUGAAAUAAUGAAAAUGAUAUCAGUCCAAAAGCUUUGCAUCCCCCUUUAUGAAAUGUUCUCCAACACUUUGUAUGUCCUCCCUCUGCCUUUACAACCUCCUCCAACCUCUUUGGAUCCUGUCUGAGCAGCUCCUGUGUCCUCUCAGGUGUUUAAUUCCAGCCAUCAUGGCAUAUCUGUUCCAAGUCUAGCAGAUUGCUUGGUUGCUGCCAUGUACGGCCUUCUUCAAAUCCAUAGGUGUUCUAUUAUAUUCAAGUCUGGACACUGGGAAGGCCGCGGCAAAACUCUCACCUUAAUCUUCUUAAACCAUUCCUGGGUCGACUUUGCUCCGUGCUUCGGAUCAUCUCUUCAUUUUUAGCUUUUUGACUGAUGGGAGGAGGCUUCGCUUUAAAAUCUGUUUAUAUUGGCCUGCAUUCAUUCUUCCUCCACUUUAUGCAGAGCUCCAGUGCUUCAUGCAGCCAUACACCCAGUUACCCAUACAGCUGUUUUGUUUUUUUCGCCACACCUACCCGUUCAAGUUAUGACCAAAUAGUUCGACUCUGGUCUCCUCAGACCACAUAAUCCUGUUCCACAACUGAUAUCACGUAUUGUUCUUUGUCAUGCACUCCUUGGUCGUGUGUCCACGUUUCUUCCAUUUCUGGAUUAUGGUGUUCACAGUUGGUACUGGUAUCUGAAAAACGCUUUCAAAUAUGAAAGUAUACCAGUUUCAUUUUGAGGUCUUCAGACUGCAGCUGUUUCCUAUUGGACAUCCACCCACUUGCAAAUAUAAAACACAAGCCUAAUUGAACACACUUGUUGCCACUCAUCAAGAUUUAAGUGGUGACAAUGUUUUUUAAAGACCAGACACAUGAUUAAAAUGAAUUACCUAGAGGAUUUAUCAAAGGGGAUGUAAACUUUUGAGCUUGGUAUUUGAAAAGAAUUUGGACUUGGACUUGAUAUUUCACCCAGGGUUUAAGGGGGAUGCAAACUUUUGCACUCAACUGUACAAGGAAAAAACACAGGUAUAUACUUGGAAAUAAUAUGCCAAAAUAACUAACUGUGUUUCAUACUUGUUUCUGGGAGUCGUAUUAUGCGUUAUACUAACAAUGAUUCUUAGCAAAUGAUUACCAGAAGAUUUUUAUGGUAACAAAGCAACACAUCAGUUGUGAUAUCCAAAGCAAAGACAUAGGAAAAUAGGUAUGUGUCACUUCUCUGCCAUUCCCCAAAAGAGUAUGUUAAUAAUAUAUAUAUUUGUUUCUUUUCCAAUUACACACAGUGACAUGGUGAUAGUGCAAUAUUAAAGGACAAUAUGAUAGUAAAAGGAGAUAUCAAGAUGAAAGUGAGGUGUUGGAAGCCACAGGACACGUGUUAUCUUAGAGGAGCAGAGACAGAUGCAUUAAAAUGUCCUGAACUCACCUGAAGACAAAUAAGAUGCAAGAUAUAAUGACGACUAUAUCUGAUGUUAAACAUCAAAGAAAUUAUACUAGAUUUGUUGUUAUGUACCACACUGGAGUAACACUAUCAUCUUACAAAGAUCUAUAGACAUGAAAGACUGCCAAAUUUAAAGAGGAAAAGUUUUCAAAUGUAGCCAAUUAGCCAAUUUUUCCUGCCAAUGAGAUUCACGAUGAAAUGUCUUUACACUUGUUUGGAUGGUUCUGUUCUGAUCAUUGUUCUGGGAAUGGCUCUCCCUUUGACAAAUCUUUACCUGCCAGAUUGGUUUGCCCUCAGGAAUCCACAGCCACAUACAGUAGGGCCGUUUUUCAAUACUUUGAUGCAAAAUAAAAUGUGUAUGUGAAAAUGAAAAUGAACUGGAUUUCUCCCCCUAGUGCCUGUGAGUCUGACACACUCUUUGCAUUUAUCCUGCAAGGUUUAGAUUGGAGAAUGUGGGUUUUUUUUAAUUUAUAUCUCAUUUACAGCCAGCUGCAAAUAUUUUCUGGUGUGAAAUGAUAUACUAUAUUGUUUCCUGUGCUUCCAUUCAAACCAUGCAGGGAUUUUAUAAAUCAUCAGACCUGAGGAUUGAUUUAAAAAUCUGGCUCACAAAGGAGCUAAGAAGGUCAGUGAAGGAAUAUUUGGGCUGGACUGUUCUGGCUUUAUUGGUCCAAUGUGAUACUAGACCCAGAAGACAGUCCAUGGCAUCUUUCAAAUACAAUUAAUAAUCCAUAUGUUUUACUAAUGUUUUAGUUUUAGCUGCUUCAGUUACAUUUAAGAGAUGCUCCCACAUCGUCACAUUAUAAAGAGCAAGCUUUGAAUUUCAUAUUGCGCGACCUUCCUAUACAUGUGAGAAUGAUGGGAAAGAAACUAUUUUGUCUUAAUCGUAGCCUGAACUUUGUCUGGCAUGGAUUCUUUCAUGGAUUCAAAUUCAACUUUAUUGCAUCACCGUUAUCUCUGGAACACAUGACAGCUCCGUGGAGAUAACUGCUAAUGCUAGCACGGAUCAGGACAGUUCUGGGGAGGAUAGCUUUAGGUGAUGAUGCAAUUGGUGCUGUGCACUGUGUGGGACAGCCUGUCAAUAUUUGUAUCUGGAGACAGGUAGACAGGGAUUAGGAUUGUCUGCAGAUGUGCAGACAAGGAGCACAAUGUGCAAUCCACCAUGUAAGCUGUAAAUCCAACUGGUCGGGUUUCCAGAGGGACAGAAAAAUUAUGGUAUGUAGUCAAUUCUAUACUCACUUUAACACAAUUUGAUGGCACUAUUACAGGGGACCUCCCCCACCCCCACCCUACACAAUCCCAGCACCAAGUCUUAUACAGGCUCCUCCUAAUUUACUCUGCUUGUAGUACAAGUGAAUUUAAUGGAAGAACAGAAAUACAAAGCUGAGCCUACAGAGCCCAAUUACAAGGUUUCGCCUGCAAUCAGAGCUGCAGUUGUGUCUUGUAAAGACGCAGCUCAUUGUACUGGGCAUAGAAUGGUGUAGUAACUUCAUGGGGUGUUGUGGUUUUGGUGAAAUGAGAAAUCAGCUCACUGUAACAAAUUUGUUGCUGAAAUACUUUUUGAGUCCUCAAGAGAACAAUUUGGCCUCAAACUGCUUCACUUCUUUUUACACAGCUACAAGCAGCUGGAAGAUACUUGUAAUGCAGGAAUGUUUUCUACAGAAAUCACUCUCAGUGAUGUCAAGACAGCACAUUCAGUCAGUCAGUGAUUUUAAAAGAAACAAAAAUAAACACCAAUGAGCAUUCA
Seriola aureovittata is the source of this 8824-nucleotide messenger RNA. RefSeq names its product roundabout homolog 2-like. Gene Ontology annotation, molecular function: protein binding. The record is from RefSeq and is a predicted model, not a curated record. Gene Ontology annotation, cellular component: plasma membrane; axon. NCBI's taxonomy places the organism in Eukaryota, Metazoa, Chordata, Actinopteri, Carangiformes, Carangidae. Gene Ontology annotation, biological process: cell-cell adhesion; axon guidance. Bases 617 to 4828 code for a protein of 1403 amino acids. The transcript has 28 exons.